Protopterus annectens (West African lungfish) is the source of this 3099-nucleotide messenger RNA. It is a transcript of the gene FITM1, whose product is annotated as fat storage inducing transmembrane protein 1. The transcript is spliced from 2 exons. Gene Ontology annotation, cellular component: endoplasmic reticulum membrane. The coding region runs from base 84 to 926 and encodes 280 amino acids. Gene Ontology annotation, biological process: lipid droplet organization; phospholipid biosynthetic process; lipid storage. Lineage: Eukaryota; Metazoa; Chordata; Ceratodontiformes; Protopteridae. The record is from RefSeq and is a predicted model, not a curated record.
UUAUCCUUGUGACCAGGCACAAAAACUACUAAGCACAUGUCUGAAGCUUAGCCACAGAAAGAGACAGAGACAGAAGGAGGGAGAUGGGGGGUGGGGCAGAAAGGGAAGGCAUUCUUCGAUCAGUGCACAGAAAUAUGUUUCUCCAAAAGCUGCUGGUGUUCUUCAGUACGCAAAUUGCUAAAGUUUUGGGGAACAUCUACAUAAGGAAGUACUACCAUCUCUGGCUGGCCUUCCUUGUGACCUUUGGGCCGCUGUUGCAGUUCUACGCCAACCCCAAGGCUAUCUUUGCCAAAAAGAAUAAUUACUUUAACAUAUAUUUUGUAUAUUCCGGAUGGGGCUGGACUUGCAGCUUUCUGGGAGGUUUCAUCUUUCUGCUUGCCUAUCUUUCCACUCGUCGAAUCCUUACUGCUCUGCGACACUUGAGCCGUCUGCUGGUGGGAACCCUCAUCUGGUUUGCGAGCACAGAGACAUUUUUCUUCAUUGAAAAUAUUACUGGUUCCUGUAUUCAUCCUGUCAGUGAGGGACUGCUUCUUAACAACAUCACCAACAAAAGGGAAUGCUUAAAGGAAGGACAUCAGUGGAAUGGUUAUGACAUAUCUGGUCAUACAUUUCUACUCAUCUAUUGCUCCUUCGUGAUUGUUGAAGAGCUCCAUGUUUUCUAUUUCUACCUACAGCGUGGCAAACCUGCUGGCGUGCCCUUACACCUCAUCUUCUUACUAAACUGCAUCCUGCUUUGUCUGUGGAAUAUAAUGCUGCUCAUCACUGUAGUUUAUUUCCACCAGUACUCAGAAAAGAUAGUUGGGGCUGCCAUUGCCACAGUCUGCUGGCAUUUCACAUACAACAUCUGGUACCGUACCCGAUGGUCCCCAGGGAGGCCUGGACACCGCCUGUUUACAAAAGUUACCUUCAUGUGCAAACGAAACUGAGUCCUAGCAGACCAUCAAGACUGGCAAAGCAUUCAGAUGACAUGAAUGAUGGUUUCAUAAUGUUAUUUAACUUAUCGGGAGAUACAGUUCAAUUUGAUGUGAAUCCUGCUGAGGAAAUUUCACUAGGAAUACAGCAGUGAGAGUGAAAAACACAGAAUAAAUGGAAAUUCUGAGCACUAUACAUUCUUCAUCGACAACAUCCUGAAGGGUAUAGUUGCACAAAACAUGUAGGAUGAACACAACUGCAUUAAAUUACCUGUGUCUCAUUUUCAUUGUGAUCCUUUACAUGUAUGCAUUACCCUGGUUUCUGUACCUCUGACAUGGGCUUUGUUCAUGCACCAUACUUUGUCAUGUGACCCCCCCCAUAUAUAUUCAUAUGCAUACACAUGCACUAUUGUCAUACACAUGCACUAUUGUAUUUCCUUCACCAUUUUGCAAACUGCUCUCCCAAGAGAUCAAAACCUCAAAGCUUGACUAGAGGUUGCAUUGCCUAUGUGCCUCUCUGUUUUCCCUGGAACAUCUUUAGCACAUAAUGCAUCCGCCAUUGUACUCUCCCAGCAUGCUUAGCUAAGGAAAGAUAUGGAAUGUAGUAAUGGUAGUGGGUAAUACAUACACAAAAAUAGCUCACAGACAAGUACUUGGAUGACUACAGUGUCCUGUAACUUUCUGCUGUGACUGAAAUCCUUCUCUUGUAUAUAUAAAAAUCAGUAUCACCUACUGUUCCCCUUUCUGCUAACAAACAUAUAAACAGUAAAGCAAUAUAGAAAUAAAGCAUUUUACUCAGUUUUGAAAUCUAAGUUCUUUAUUUAGAGUUAAUGAGUAAAAUCUCAGUGUUACAGUGACUAAGAGCAACCCUUACUAGUGCUGUAACACUGAUGUUCCUUACAACUGUGUGCCAGGUGUAGCAUUAAGUUUUACACCUUCAUAAAUCAUUUUUAUCUACUUAUUUUCUUCUUUUUUUUCCAAACCCCAAUCUUUUGACUUCUCGUAGCAGUUAGUCAUACAUUCCUGUGUACCACACUGAGCUCUCCCUUGUGUCAAAUGCAAUAGUUAGUGUUGCUAGGUCCUGUGUUUGACCUGAGAGGUGGAUAGAGUACUUCUGACAUAGUUCAUGUGAAGGCUACAGGAACAGGACAUAUGCCUACUUAAACAACUCCCUCUUGAGGAUAUAGCAUGUAAUUACAUUGAACCACAUUGCAUAUACAAUACUGUGUGUGCUGAGAGGCAACUGUCACUAUACCCACGCCUCUUUGGUGGCAGCUGUUGGGUCUGUUUCUUGUUCCCUAGUAUUUUGGUCAGGGAACUGUGAAACUCAUUGGCCUUUGAAAUUCUUCCUUUUACUACUCCAUUGGUAAGAGUAAAGGUAUGAGCUAUUCAGUCAAAAUCCCCUCCUCCUCUAGCCUGCUUGACUACUAGUCAGAGUUGGAAAUUGAACCCACAUUCUGGGUUCUAUUAUUAACGUGCCGUAGAGUUAGCUUACAUCCAUGUAGUUCAUAUGGGGUGACUGUGGAGACCAGUACGGCAUCUGUAUUCAUGUAAAACUUCAUGCUUAGAGUAUUUAAGGGUUUGAUAUCAUUUCCAGUUUGUUUUUUGUUAACAUCCAUGUUGAAGUAACCAUGUUUUCAUCAUGAUAAUGUUGAGUGCAUGUAAUGUAUAUAAGAUGCUUCAGGCAUUUCUUCAUUAAUUGGUACAGUUGCUUAAGAUGAAAAAUAACUUAUUGUAGUAAAUCUGUGGUAUGCUCAUGGGUUUGGAAGUUUUGCCUUUUUACAUGAUUUUCAAUAUGGUACAUAUGUUACAUUCUGAAACAGGUAAAUGUGUCUCAGUAUUAAUGUGUCAGUAAUAAUCAAUGUGGAACAUUAUUUAGUGUAUAUUUAGAUUAAGCUAUGUGUAUUGACUUGAAAUAUUUGAUUAUUUUUAUAAUGAACAAAUCACGCUAUUAACUGGUUGCCAUUUGUAAUAUCUGAAAAUCUUUUCUACUGAAGUUAUUUGUUAAAUAUACCUACUGGAUUUAUACUCUGAAUACAUAGGUAGUACUAAUGCACAUUUCUAAUAGCAAACAGCUAUGCCUUCUACAAAGAUAUGUAAUUCAUAAGAUACAGCACCCAGUUAAUCAGUAAAUAUUGUCAACUUCAAAAUCAAAUGCAUUGGUCAAGAAAUAAAAUAAAAUAAAGAA